AGAAGAAGAACAAGAAGAAGAGUAGCAUGACGGGAUAUGAGAGUGCUCCGGCGGCGGAUUGCCGCCAUGUCACCUAAGGAGAAACAUUUAGCUCUCAUCUCCGUUUUAGGCAUAGUUAGUCUAGCUCUUUAUUGUAUUCCUGCUUUUAUUUACGUGGCUUUACUUAUCGCAGUUUUUUGUAUUUUGUGUUAUUAUCACAGCGGAGAACCGCUUCCCCCCCGGUUAGGCCCGAAUCUACGUGCUGGACUGAACGUCCGGCGCUGGUUGUUGAGUUUGGGGCUGACCGGCGUGUCGGUGGCUGCACAGAGGAGACCGAAGAGUAACGUUAGCAAUAACAGAGCCGAGCUCCGGGAUUCGGGGUGGCAAUUAAGACAAAGACUAAGUGAAACUGGGAUUUAUCGGAGGGAAGCCUUGGCAACGGACUCGUUUCUUUUCAGCCCUCGGGAUUUCCUCAUGGGGAGCUACAUCGGGAAACCCGACAGUCCAGUCACUGACUCUGAGAGGCUGGGAGCAGGGAGAAAUCCCCGAGAACAACUACGAGAGAAACUGUCCAGACCCAAUCACGCGGUCUAUACUCCCAACAGGAGGCUGUCAUUUACUGGGGAGCCUCUGAGCACGGUGGCCGGUUUCACCAUCACCCCCAAGCGUCACUACCCCCUGCAGCAGCCGGGCGUCUCAUCAGUAGGAGUUCUUCCUCCAGUCAAGUGGGAUGGCUUCAGGAAGAAAAACAUUCUCAGUCCCCGCAAUUCCCCUGCUGCCCUCAGUCCGGUCACUGUAAAGAUCGCCAGACCCGACCACAGCUCCCCCAGUUUGCAGCAGCUGAGUUGUGCAGGACUCCCCAGGGCCCCCCCAGACCCCUGCUCCAGAGAAAGCGUCCUCAGGGUGUUGAAGGAAAGCCGCAAGAGAGAAGUGGAGGAUGAAGACAGGAGCUUCACAACAGAGCAGAGAAGCAAAAGGAGGCGCAAUGAUAGCGGUGGAAGCGCCCACUCUGCUUUUGAAUCUGUUUUGCCCAAUGGAACACCGUCACAGCUGGUCCCUAAACCGGGAAGCCUGAAAAGAGGGAUGACCUCACUGGUGGAGGAGUCCACCAUGAAGAGGUCUCGCACCUCCUCCAUCAGCUCUGUUAGUGUGGUCCAUGCUCCCAGAGGAACCCCAUGCACAAGAAGAAACCCUAUCCAUAGCUCCUACAGCUCUUCCCUAGGCUUCACCCAGUGGAAGAAGCCAUCAGCGCCCAGCUCCUCUCUGUCCAGCCCGGAGUCAUCACGGUCUCAGACUCCAGAGGGAGCCUCCAAGAGACCCAGAGAGGAUGACGGGCAGUCUCCCAGCUCAGUGUCCUCACUGAGGUCAAACCAGGCAGCCUCCGACAAGGCACCAGUUACUUCCAAACUGACUUCAGUCACCAAGGUCCCUGUCACUACUUCGGUAGACUCAACUGAUAGUGGCGGGAAGAGAAAACGGAAGAUCCAGCUGGUUUCCAGCCACCGAGACGAUUGCAUCUCUCUACCCCCGCCCCCCGAGCUGGGCUACACCAUCACUGUGAAAGACCUAGACGAAGAGAAAAAGGCUGCCAUCAGCAAGAUCCAGAAAGUCCUGGAAGUGCCUGCUCCGGAGCCAGAGCAGCCUGCUUCUCCCCCAACCACAGCUUUUACCCAGCUCAUCUCCUCUACCAGCUCUAGCACCACCCCCACCCUGAGCAGCCUUUUGGCAGCUCCUCUGCCCACAGCCUCUGUUGCUGCCUUCUCAGUCAUCAACCUGGAUCCCAGCCCAGGCAGCAGUGUCAGCACAGCACCUGCUGCCUCUAACCCACUGUUGGAGGCUUUGAAAAUGAAGACUAGCUCUCCUGCUAGCUCCGCAUCUGCUGCCAGCACAACUGCAGUAUCUGCAUCCACCACACAAGUACAACCCACUGGCUUAACACUGAAGGCUUCAACGGCAGUGGAUGCCCCACAAUUCACCCCUGCCUCCCAGUCUCAGUCAUCCACUGCUGGCCUGGAGCAGCCCUCUGCUUUUACUCAGGUCCUGGGUCAGUUUCCCAAGGCAACCAGUGGCACCCCACCUGUAGCAGGUCUGUUUGGACUGGCCAGCCAGAACAGUACCCCUUCUGCUUCUACAGCCUCUAACCCAGUCACUGCUCCUGGUGCCCCAGCCAGCACCUCCAAGUCAGUCAGCAACACAAACCCUGUACUGGCUUCAGGGUUUAAACCCAUCUUUGCCAUCACCACCGCCUCUUCAGCUACAUCUACUCCAGAGAGCAAACCACCAGUCCAAGAUUUCAAGCCCAUCUUUGGAGGUGCCACUGCAGGUGCUGGUUUUGGACAGCCUCCAUCACUCACAACCAUCAACACAACCCCUAUGGUUUCUUCGAGUAGUACAUUGAUAUUUGGUGGACCAAUAAGCAGCACAACAUCUGCCCCAUCUGUUUUUCCAGGCUUAAGCAACACCACCACCGGAAUAGCCUCCUCCAGCUCCAUAACCACCACACAGCCAGCAGCACAGCCAGCUGUGAAGUCCCUUUUUGGAAACUGGUCCACCCCAUCCACAACAAGUACCAGCUCAGCCUCAGCCCCUAAUACAGGAAGCACCUUCCAAUUUGGAACCGUUACCACCACUGCUGCAGCUGCCCCGGCUGCUUCUACCACAGCCUCCAGCAACAGCACCUUCACAUUUGGUGUUGGUCACCCAGACACUCAAGAUGCUAACCAGAAGAUGUUCGCCUUUGGCCAGAAAACAAAAACUGCUUCGUUUGGAGGCUUUGCCAUGUCUACCACCACCUCCACCACCACUGCUGCUGCUGCCGCUGCCACCACUCAGUCCACUUUCCCUUUUGGGAAGCCGUCAUUUGAAGCAGCAGGAGCGCAGUCGACCUUUGGCUCCUCAGCAGCACCACCAAAACCAUUUACCUUUGGAAGUGGCGGAGCUUCAUCCACACCUGCCUCCCACCCUGCCCCACCUCCUUUCGCUUUUGGGGCAGCAGCUGCCACCACAGCUACCACCUUUGGGACCCCAGCUAAACCAGCAUUUGGAGCCGGUUCUACGGGUUUUGGUUUCGGUGGCACCACCACUCCCUCAGCAGCACCGAGCUUCGGUGCAGUAUCCCAGGCUCAGAGCUCCUCCUCAGCCAUCUUUACAUUUGGAAGUUCUGCUGCUGCUCAGCCAGCUCCCUCUGUCCCUGCUCAGCAGGCAUCCAGUGGCUUUAGCUUUGGUGCUGGUAUGUCGUGCCCUCAGUUUGGAACACCAGUCUCCAAUAAUCCUGUGCCACAGAUGGGAGGCUUUAACUUUGGGGCUGCUGCUGCAGACAAACCAGUUUUUGGGACGUCUACACCAUCCUUUGUUCAGAGUACUGCUGCAGGUCCAAUUCCCUUUAGAAGCCCUGCAACUCCAGUCCAAGGCUUCAGUGCUAGUCCUUUUGGGUCUCCAGCGGCUCCCUCCUUCUCUAUUGGAGCCGGAUCAAAGCCAUCUGGAUCACGGCAGAGGCUGCAGGCACGGAGGCAACACAACAGAAAGAAGUAACUUGCUACAUGUGUCCAACACUGCUUUCCCAGGACUUCACCUGCUGCUGAUAUGGCUAAUCUGGCUAGCAUUGUUCUGUUCCAAGCCCGACAUCCCCCAUCCAGCCCGCCACCAUGCCCUCUGCUUCCUUUGCCCUUCUCUAGUGGGUUGUGUCGACCCAAAAUGCGGUGUUUGCAGAGGAGUUAGAAAGAGCACACCAGCUUGCUGAGUUCAUGCUGCCUGGAUGACUAUGUGACCUAGUGAGGGAACGUAGCACUGAGGAGACAGAAUCCAGAACAUUGUAUUAUACUUGAGGAGUGAGAAAAGACAGCGGAGAAGUUUUGAUUCUGAACAAAAGCAUAUCCAAAGUUGUUUUUCCUUUUACAGUAUGUGGACACUCCCGUUGGUUCGUCUUAAGUAGAGAGUUGAGUCAGGCAAAGACAUGGAGCCUCGACUCAAACAUUUAUUUUUUUACAUGAACGCUCAUUGGUUUGUAUGUUACCAAAUAUUUGAGUACAUUCUCUGAGUGAGUCUGAGUAGGGUGAAAUGCACAGUUGAUUCAGAAAAGGUACACAACACUGACGUUUGCAUUUUAAAUUAUUUUUUUAAUUGGCUAUCUGAUCCUGUAAAUGAAUGGUGUUUCUGCACUUAAGGACAAUUUAGUAAAUGUCUUAAUGUAGAUGGUGCAGAUGCUUGUGUUCUUAUUUCAUACUGUUUGUCAUUGCAAGCAUUCCUCCGUUGUCCCCUAUGGGCAGAAUAUUCUUUUUUUUUUUUUUUUUUUUUUUAAAUACUGAUUUCCAACACUGAUGUAAUGAUCAGGUCAGUAUGUGAUUAAGAUGACUGCUCUUGAAUUGUGCUGACAAACCAAAGCCAAUUAUUCAACUUCAUGCCUGUGAAACGAAUCUGUAAUCUUUUAUCUCCUAUUUAAA
Messenger RNA from Monopterus albus (swamp eel), 4418 nucleotides. It is a transcript of the gene pom121, whose product is annotated as POM121 transmembrane nucleoporin. The transcript has 13 exons. Gene Ontology annotation, molecular function: structural constituent of nuclear pore. Gene Ontology annotation, biological process: RNA export from nucleus; protein import into nucleus. Bases 37 to 3510 code for a protein of 1157 amino acids. Lineage: Eukaryota; Metazoa; Chordata; Actinopteri; Synbranchiformes; Synbranchidae. Gene Ontology annotation, cellular component: nuclear pore. The record is from RefSeq and is a predicted model, not a curated record.